Opisthorchis viverrini is the source of this 483-nucleotide messenger RNA. RefSeq lists its product as hypothetical. NCBI's taxonomy places the organism in Eukaryota, Metazoa, Platyhelminthes, Trematoda, Opisthorchiida, Opisthorchiidae. The record is from RefSeq and is a predicted model, not a curated record. Bases 1 to 483 code for a protein of 160 amino acids. The transcript has 3 exons.
AUGUUUGGCGAAAUUACCAGCAGCAAGGAGGAAAAUGCAGUCGAACUUGUGCAACAUCAGAGAGGGAACGCGAAUUUACUGACCAUAAAGUCAGUGGUUCGAACCCGAUCCCUGCACCUCGAAUUCCCCUGUCUAGCCUUGGGCAACCUAGCAGUAUCCCAGCUCUCGUGCUUGCUUCUGGUGGCAUGGCAGUUAGGCACCGAAAGAACGCUACAACUGAAUCAAGGCUUGGGCAACCUGACAGUAUCCCAGCCCUCGUGCUUCCUUCGGGUGGCAUGGCAGCUAGGCACCGAAAGGGCGCUACAGCUGAACGAUAUUACUAAUCAAACCACACCCAGCAUUGCAAACGAAGAGCCGCCUCUUUUAUUUUCACCCACCCGCUCCGAAUAUGCACAGAACCAACAAUCACUGUUCAAACCCCACCAGCCUUUGAGUCUCCAUUCAGACUUAAAUCUAGACAGGGGAGAAAUCGUUCAGCUGUAA